Molecule: messenger RNA, 2468 nt
Organism: Misgurnus anguillicaudatus (oriental weatherfish)
Lineage: Eukaryota; Metazoa; Chordata; Actinopteri; Cypriniformes; Cobitidae
Source: RefSeq, a predicted model, not a curated record
AUUUUGUCUCACUGUAAACAUCUGUGCACUUCAAAAUUAACCAGUUUAAAUCCAUCGAGUCCACGAAUUAUGACAUACAGAUGUUAUUCUGCUCUAAUAAUCCGUACAAAAUUAUUUAAAACCAUUUUAAUGUCUUUGAUUGGUCUGAAACGCGUCAGCGAUUGAAAAAGUAACAGUUACCACUUGACAGCUUCUUCCUGGCGUCAUUUGUGUCGUCAUCAGAGAGCAUGCGCGGUAGUGCAAAUCUGCCCAACGCUUCCGAAACACAAAUUUAAACUCUUGCGGGUACAGUUUAGAUUUAUAUACAUUAUUGCUGUAUUAUUUAAACAGUUUGAUUGUUAAUUCAGAUAUUUUGUCAUUGUAUAGAUCUUAUAUUUAAUUUCAUAAAUUCGUUUCGGUAAAAUUUGACCAAACGCUUCGUAAAUAUUACGAUUCAAUUAAAAAAGAACAACUUAAUGUAAUUCAUUUCAAACCUACUCGCAUCACAGACUCACGUCUCUGUGAAAAUUCGUAUAAUCUGAUUGAUUGACACCUGUCAGAUGCUGCUGGUUCCAUGGCUUCGACCUCCGAGGUGAACGUCCACAUGGAGGAAGUGGUGGUGGUCACAACCCCUGACACCCCUGGUCAGACCUCUUCAACAGAUGAGGAGAAAAACAUACUGGUGGCUACAGACCUGGAACAAUCUGGGGACCACAUUGUGGAGGAGACUUUGGAUUCCGAGGCUGAGUCUAGCAACAACAUCUCGCUGCCCAAGGACGUCUUGGAAACAAUAAACGUGGUGAAAGUAUCUGAAGAUACAGACGUAGACACGGAGAUUCUUUACCCGAUAACCUGUGGGGAUGCCAAAGCCAAUCUCAUAUGGAGGAAGUUUGUGUGUCCUGGCAUCAACAUCAAAUGUGUGCAGUUAAAUGAGCAUCUCCUCACUCCAAAGGAGUUUGUGUAUCUGGCUGGCAAGUCAACGCUGAAGGACUGGAAAAGAGCCAUUCGUCUCAAUGGGACCAUGUUAAGGAAGAUUAUGGAUUCAGGUGAAUUGGACUUCUAUCAACACUCCAGACUGUGUUCAAACACUUGUCGCAGUACCAAAAUUGACAUGGUGGGGUCACGAGCAUCAGUCAGCAGCCAGCAGUCCACAGAGACCGCCCCACCAACCCCUGCUUCAGUGGAUGUGAAUGGAUCCUCAGCAACAUUUUCCAACGACGCCAGUGAGGAUACCACAGAAUGGGUCACUGCUUUAGGAGAGGACACCAUGACGUUCUGGAGAGGGCUGAAGGAAGCUGGGUUAUUGGAGGAAGUCAUGGAGAACCUACAGAAUGAUAUUCAAGAGAUCUUCAAAAGCCUGGAGGAAAGUAUCCAAGAGCCUCCUCUCCAGGUUAAAGAUGCCGCUUUGCUCAACAAUAUAGUUCAGAACUUUGGCAUGCUGGAUUUGGUGAAGAAAGUUCUUGCCAGUCACAAAAGCCAGAUGGACCGCUGCAGAGAGCAGUACACACGCAGUUUAGUGGCCCUAGAACAGCAGUGUGACGAGCAUCGCAAGCGUGCCAAAGAACUAAAGAGCAAAUCGCAGCACCUCAACAGCGUCCUCAUGACAUUGACCCCCGUGACUUCACCUCCUUCAUCCAAGCGCCCUCGUCUGACCCGUGCCGUCUCAGGUCCCGCCACCGUGGCCCCCACAACCACCCAGCCCAUCACACAGCAUUUUACCCUACCCAUCACUCAGCUCGCCGGCAUCCCAUUGGACAAAGUGCUGUCGGGCCAGGCUCAGUCUCCUCUGAUUGGUGGAUAUACGGUGUUGACGUCCCCCGGUGGAGCCGAACUUCAGCCCGAUGGAUCUAAUGUAGCGGUGAUGAGCACUGCAGCGGUACCAGAGGGGUCACAAAGACCCACUCUCGUCAAAGUAGUCAGUCCGCUUCAGCUGGUCACAUUGCCCACCGUGGGAACUGGAGCCACAGUGCAGAAUCUGGCAGCACCAGUAGGGGGAGCUACAGGCCAUACUGUAGUUGCAAUGCCUGUUACCACAGUUAGUACUACGAAUACUGCCACUAUCACUGAAGCUUUUGAACCACAGGCAGAACAAACAGCAGAACAGACCGAUAACCAGAAGGAGAACGAGUAAAUAUUGUCCUGCAAAGUUAUGUUACACAAAGCCACCAUAUCACAUUAAACUACAGCUUUUAGCACUUGUUUUUUAGAUUGAUGCUUUUGCCCGGCUCUGUCAGAGAGAAAUUUUCACUUUUGCAAAACAACUGGCAUGGUAUUAUAUGAAGUGAAACUCUUAUUGUUGCAUUGCAUUUGAUUUAUUAAUGAUUGCAGUCGAACUGCAGUGUCAUAUAAAUCAGGCAGAGUUUCUGAAAAUGCAGCACUGAAAUUAUCGAAAUGUUUAUGAUUGUGAUGCUUUAUCGUUUGUAUUUGCAAUGUAAACUCCUUUGGAUGUAAAUCUAACUCUAUUUAUACUAAAAGGAAGUAUUGUCACA